AUGUCAAAACAACAUCAGUUCAAGCUUGUCUUACUCGGAGAGUCGGCCGUUGGGAAGUCAAGUCUGGUACUGCGUUUUGUGAAGGACCAGUUCGAUGAUUACCGGGAGAGCACUAUUGGGGCUGCGUUCUUGACACAGACGGUAACGUUGGAUGACCAGACCACGGUCAAAUUUGAGAUAUGGGAUACUGCUGGUCAAGAACGAUACAAGUCUCUCGCACCAAUGUACUAUCGCAAUGCGAACUGCGCUGUCGUAGUGUACGACAUCACACAGGCAGCAUCACUGGAGAAGGCUCGGUCAUGGAUCCGUGAACUCCAGCGCCAAGCGGACCCAUCUAUCGUGAUCACUCUCUGCGGUAACAAGUCCGAUCUUUCUGCGCGACGUCAGGUCUCAGAAGAAGAAGCGAAGAAGUACGCCGAGGAAGAGGGCUUGAUGUGGGGCGAGACGAGUGCGAAGACCGGUGAAGGCGUCACAGAGAUAUUCACUGCAAUUGCCAAGAAAUUGCCAUUGACAGUGGCUCCAUCUGCAAGAGGAGCCAGACCAGGAGCACCGGGCAGAGCAGGAGUCGAUCUCAAUAGGCAGGCAAAUACCACGCCGGGUCAGGGGGAGCAGUGCAAUUGCUGA
Messenger RNA from Sparassis crispa, 624 nucleotides. RefSeq names its product GTP-binding protein. Bases 1 to 624 code for a protein of 207 amino acids. The transcript has 8 exons. The record is from RefSeq and is a predicted model, not a curated record. Gene Ontology annotation, molecular function: GTP binding; GTPase activity. NCBI's taxonomy places the organism in Eukaryota, Fungi, Basidiomycota, Agaricomycetes, Polyporales, Sparassidaceae.